This is a messenger RNA of Zalophus californianus (California sea lion), 522 nucleotides long. Its product is annotated as glycine cleavage system H protein, mitochondrial-like. The coding region runs from base 1 to 522 and encodes 173 amino acids. NCBI's taxonomy places the organism in Eukaryota, Metazoa, Chordata, Mammalia, Carnivora, Otariidae. Gene Ontology annotation, biological process: protein lipoylation; glycine decarboxylation via glycine cleavage system. Gene Ontology annotation, cellular component: mitochondrion; cytoplasm; glycine cleavage complex. The record is from RefSeq and is a predicted model, not a curated record. The transcript has a single exon.
AUGGCGCUGCGAGCGGUGCGGAGCGUGCGGGCUGCGGCCUGCGGUCUGCGCGUCGCCUCCGCGCCCUCUGCACCCUGCCUGACGCGGCCCUGGGGGCUGAGGGCAGGCGCCGUCCCGACACUGCGCACGGGCUCCGCUCUGCUCUCCGUGCGUAAAUUCACAGACAAACAUGAAUGGAUAACAACAGAAAAUGGUAUUGGAACAGUGGGAAUCAGCAAUUUUGCACAGGAAGCUCUGGGAGAUGUUGUUUACUGUAGUCUGCCUGAAGUUGGGACAAAACUGAACAAACAAGAUGAGUUUGGUGCUUUGGAAAGUGUGAAAGCUGCUAGUGAACUCUAUUCUCCUCCAUCAGGAGAAGUAACUGAAAUUAAUGAAGCUCUUGCAGAAAAUCCAGGACUUGUCAACAAAUCUUGUUAUGAAGAUGGUUGGCUGAUCAAGAUAGCACUCAGUGAUCCCUCAGAACUGGAUGAAUUAAUGAGUGAAGAAGCAUAUGAGAAAUACAUAAAAUCUAUUGAGGAGUGA